Coniophora puteana RWD-64-598 SS2 is the source of this 1027-nucleotide messenger RNA. RefSeq lists its product as uncharacterized. The record is from RefSeq and is a predicted model, not a curated record. The transcript is spliced from 3 exons. Lineage: Eukaryota; Fungi; Basidiomycota; Agaricomycetes; Boletales; Coniophoraceae. Bases 87 to 1019 code for a protein of 310 amino acids. Gene Ontology annotation, molecular function: hydrolase activity, acting on acid anhydrides, in phosphorus-containing anhydrides. Gene Ontology annotation, cellular component: mitochondrion.
CAACCUACAAGAACCUCAACACCAGGACUACCGCCUCCGGGGUAUCCAUAUACCCACGUACACGUCUCUUCUCCACCACCAGUGAUAUGCCCGCAGCCAAACCAACACCCGCAGAACCGCGCCCUUCAGCAAGCCUGAUCGUCAUCAACGACAAGAACGAGAUCCUGCUCGUCCAGCGGAACCCCAAGGCGCGCUCGUUCGCAGGCCAGUAUGUCUUCCCGGGCGGGAACUACGACCCCAAGCAGGACACCUCGCUCGCCAUAACCGCCAUCCGCGAGACAUUCGAAGAGUCCGGUCUGCUCCUCGCCAAGUCUGCUGCUGACAGCCCGCCUCUGAGCGACGCCGCCCUCGACGCGGCGCGCACCGCCAUCCACGGCCAGACGCUCGCGUUCCAGACCUUUCUCGCGCAGCACAGCCUCGCCGCGGACGUCAACGCCCUCCUCCCGUUCACCACCUGGGUCACCCCGCCCGCCCAACCACGCCGCUUCCGCACGCAGUUCUUCCUCGCCUUCCUCGCCCCCUCCCCCUCCUCUCCUAGUGCUGGCGCUGGUGCCGGUGCCGCUAACUUCACAUCCGGCACCAAAUCCGACCGCCUCCCAACGCCCGACGGCGGCCAAGAAGUCAUCCUCGCCCAAUUCGUGCACCCCGCCGACGCGAUCGCGCACUUCAAAGCGGGCACAAUCGGCAUGUUCCCGCCGCAGUACUACAUCCUCGACACGCUACGCCCGCUCCUCGCUGGGCGCCGCACCACGGAGGCGCAGCGGCAGCGGCUCGCGGCGCUGUCGCGGAGCGCGUUCGGGGCGCUCGAGAUCAAUCCGAAGGUGACGAUGGUCGAGGGCGGUGACAGGGAGGCGCGCUUUUUCUUGUACGAGGGCGACGAGCUGCGCGGAGGCGCACCAGGGACGAUUCAUCGUGCGGAGUGCAGGCUGAAGAACGGUGUUUUCGCCGACAUCGAGCUCAAGCGGAACUUCGACCUAUUUACCGACAUUGAAUCUGUAAUACCCAAACCAAAAUUGUAAUAUCAUAC